CGCCUCUCAUUCAAAAUUCAAAAAAAGAAAAAAGCAAAUCCCAAAACCACCCCCUCUCCUCUUCUCUUCUCUCUACCCCUUUGGCCCUUUCGCACAGGGCGCGCGCAGGCGGCGGCGGCGGCCAGCGAUGAGGAAGGCGAGAGCAACCGCCGCGGCGUCCAAGCCCAAGCCGAGGGCCACGGCUAGGGCCAAGCCCAAGCCCAAGCCCAAGACGAAGCCCAGCCCCGCCUCCCUCCUCUCCGGCGGCUCUUCGCCGGCAUCCGGCGACGCGGCCGACGACCUCAGCUUCCUCUCGCCCUCCUCGCCGGUGGUGAAGCCCAAGCCGAGGUCACCGCUCGCCGCCCCGGCCUCCUCCCCCAUCUCCCCCUACGCCUCCCCCGCUUCCGCCUCCGUCUCCACCGUCGCGGACCUGAGGAUCCUCGCCGCGUCCCACCUCGACUCCCUCAAGCGCCGGCUCGACGCGCUCCACGGCGACUCCGCCCGCGACCUCGAGGCCUCCCACUCCCGCAUCUCCAAGCGCUUCAAGAUGCAGACUCAGAGCUGCCUGCAGCUGGCGGAUGAGGCGGAGAAGGAGCACAGGAAGAUGGCCGACAAGAUCUCCGAGCAUGCUGAGGCAGUGAAGGCCUCGUACAAGAAGUUUGUGGCGGAGGUGCAGGCUUCUACAUCUCGUGUGUGCAAGGUGACUAUCCCUGAGAUGGCGAAGUCGGCAGACAGAGCUAUUGAUGGACUGCGCAGCCGCUACAACAUCCCAGCUACGGCAGCUUAGUUUGCAGUUCUGGCUGUGACCUAUGUUCACUGACUAGGUGUCCAUCACUACAUCAACUAGACUAGCAAAUUCUUGGGCUUAGUGGAAGGAACUUGAACAGUUGUGGAUAGGAGUUACUUGCACCUGAUAUAGUUCUUUUACAGUCUCGUUCUCAGAUACAUCGAGACAUCGAGCAAUCGUACGCACAUAUUUCUGUCUAAUUGCAUUCACUCCGCAGCCUGUGUUAAUAUUGUCACUCUCUUUUGGUAUAGUUGUAAGGGUAUAAGAACAUUCCGAAGGUGAUACAGUUUAUUCUAGCCCUGUGAAGCAAAGAAAACAGUUUGCAAAACAGUUUGCAAUUAUCAUGUCUUGAAAAGUAACGGUUCACUGCAAUAAAAAAGCCAGCCCUUCAUUA
Molecule: messenger RNA, 1160 nt
Organism: Oryza sativa Japonica Group (Japanese rice)
Lineage: Eukaryota; Viridiplantae; Streptophyta; Magnoliopsida; Poales; Poaceae
Product: increased rDNA silencing protein 4
Source: RefSeq, a predicted model, not a curated record